AACAAUGCUGGUGACAUCGUCAGCUUUGACGAUCGAGCUGAACAUGGAAUUCUUUCGUUGGCCCUGCGAGAUCGCAGAGGGCGUGAGAGAAACAGAGUGAUUUUUUUCUUUUCGCAAGUCGGUAUUUCAGACCGUGGGACACGAAGCAGGAUACAACGGUCGUGUCUAUGGAGCAGGCUAGUCAAUGGCGAUAGGAAACGAAAGAGCGAGCUUUUUGGAACACCCCGGAAAAGUGUCGUCAGUUUUUUAUUGCGGGUGCGAUGGAGUGGUGGGGGAUCGGUGUGACCAAUGAGCCGGCAAAAAGCGGGUCCUGCGCGAUGCGCGUGGCGCGCUGCGCCGCAUAAUCUUGCGUAUCAGUGAUCGGCAGUGCCAUCCAGAAGGCAGAAGGUUACGGGUUCUAACGUGGUGAAAUUUAAAGGGUCCGUUAUUGGUGUGCGAUCGGUGAAAAAAAAAAAAAAAAAGAAAGACGGAAGUUAAACGGUGUGAGGGGGGAUAAGAGGGCGCACGAUAAUAGGUGCACGAUACUCGCGAGUGUCGGGGGAUCUAGUGUCGAGCCAUCAUGGCGAAUCCACGAAAGUUCAGUGACAAGAUCGCGCUACACAAACAGAAGGAAGCGCAGGAAAGAGCAGCGUUCGAGGCGAUCAUGCGGGAAGUUUCGGAUGUCACAAGCAGAGUCGCCUCGGCGAGCAGUUCGGUGUGCGCCAGCCCCACGGGAUCAUCCGGGGUACUGGAGACCCCGCUGUCGGUGAAGAGUGCCGGCGCCAGUCCACCGCAGUCCAGCGGCAAACACCUGCACAUUAACCUGGGAAAUCAGUUCAGGGCGGGUGGCUCGCUGCCGAAUGUUAACAACAACGCGAAUUGCGGCAAUGACGCGAAAGAGCACGCAUCGUCGCACAACGCAGCUAUCCACUCGAUCGACCUUAAGGUAUAUUGGUCAUCUAACAAAAUCGUGUCAGAUCUAGUUUUGUUUUUCUUUUUUUUCUGUUUCUUUUUUUCUUUGUUCUUUCAUCUUUAUAUCCCCUUUUUUUCUGUACACACGUACACGAACGUAUGUAUGUUUCUGUAUGUACAGACACACCCGCACCCACUUUGUCGUUUGGUUUUUCCUUCACCUGUGUGCGUGUGUGUAUGCGUGUGUGUACAAGUUGUACUCCGAACGUUCAAGUUGGCGAAGCUCGUAAAUCGGUGUUUACCACCGCGGACACCAGUUGUCGCGAAUAUUUUUAUAUUGUGAAAGGGGAUGAUCGAA
Messenger RNA from Frieseomelitta varia, 1249 nucleotides. Its product is annotated as CREB-regulated transcription coactivator 3-like. NCBI's taxonomy places the organism in Eukaryota, Metazoa, Arthropoda, Insecta, Hymenoptera, Apidae. The transcript is spliced from 2 exons. Gene Ontology annotation, cellular component: cytoplasm; nucleus. Gene Ontology annotation, biological process: positive regulation of transcription by RNA polymerase II; protein homotetramerization. The coding region runs from base 560 to 1234 and encodes 224 amino acids. The record is from RefSeq and is a predicted model, not a curated record. Gene Ontology annotation, molecular function: cAMP response element binding protein binding.